Messenger RNA from Lingula anatina, 1498 nucleotides. Its product is annotated as meprin A subunit alpha. Gene Ontology annotation, cellular component: membrane. Gene Ontology annotation, molecular function: metalloendopeptidase activity; zinc ion binding. NCBI's taxonomy places the organism in Eukaryota, Metazoa, Brachiopoda, Lingulata, Lingulida, Lingulidae. Gene Ontology annotation, biological process: proteolysis. The record is from RefSeq and is a predicted model, not a curated record.
CCAAUUAAGACCAACCCACUCAAUAUGUGAUUAUGACAUAAGGAUAUGUGAGGUAACCCAUGGACAGGUAUCUAAAACCUUGGGCUUUCUUCUUGGGAUCACUGUGAAGCAGGUCUAAGAUGGUGACACAAAGCAUGGAGUGCCUUGCAGUUCUUCUUGCAGUUGUCUUCAUUUCAUGUGAUGCUGCAUCAGUUGGUGUGUUGGAUGAGGCAGCUGAUUUGCUGUCCUGGACACAGCCCAACCUUCCCCCAGGAGUGUCACCUGAGGAAAUGGGAGGUAAAUUUGAAGGUGAUAUGGAUCUUGACCCUAGCCUCUUUAAACACAGAAAUGCCAUGAAAAAUGACUUCCAGCGAUGGCCCAAUGGUGUUGUACCUUACAUUAUUGACAGCUCAUACCCAUCCUACGCCUCUGAUAUCAUAGUGGAAGCCAUGAGAGAACUAGAACAGAAAGUGGCAGUGGGCAACAUUUAUUGUAUAAGGUUUACGCCACGUAGAAGUGAAUCAGAUUACAUCCAUGUCAGACCUAUUUCAGGAUGCUUUUCUGGUGUUGGAAAGUUUGGUGGAAAACAGGAUGUGUCUUUGGGCCGUGGCUGCCUUCAGAAGGGAACUGUCAUGCACGAGUUGCUGCACACCCUUGGUUUCCAUCAUGAACAGAGUCGUUAUGAUAGAGACAAUUAUGUGACUGUAGUCUACAGUAAUAUUCAAUCAGGUAAAGAAUCUGAAUUUGAGAAGUAUAGUGCUGGCGAAAUCCAACAUUUCACCCCCUAUGACUAUGGUUCCAUCAUGCAUUAUGGGGCAUACUACUUUGCCAAGGACAGGUCAAAGCCCACCUUGGUUGCCAAGAAGUCUGGAGUCACCAUCGGCCAGCGUGUAGGACUCAGUUCUAGUGAUAUUGAAGAUGUGAGGAAGUUCUACAAGUGUACUGCCUCUGGAGCUCAAACUUCAUACACCACACCUAAACCAGGUGCCUAUCUUUCAAGCUGCACCUUUGAUAGAAACCUGUGUGGCUGGGGCCAGGACCGGUCAGAUGACAUGGACUGGACAUUAACCUCAGGCAGUACACCAUCUAGCAAUACAGGACCCACAGCAGACCAAAGUGGUAGUGGAAAAUAUGUGUAUGUGGAAGCUAGUGGAUACUCUGGAAAGACAGCACGCCUGCUGUCACCAGCUGUUAUGGGAUAUGGUUCUUCCACCCGAUACUGCAUUGACUUCUACUAUCACAUGUAUGGUGCCAACAUGGGAACUCUGAAGAUUGGUGUCAAGUUUGGCUCUGAUUACAGAGCAUUGACAACAAUCAGUGGAGACAAGGGGACAAGAUGGAGACAUUUCUUGCUCACUGCCAAUAUUGGAUAUUCUGGAGAAUUUAAUUUCUAUGUAGAAGGUAAAACUGGAAAUGGAUGGAGAAGUGAUAUUGCUGUGGACAACAUAAAAAUCUCCUAUGGAAAAUGCUGAAGUUUACCAAGUCAAAAAAAGACAAGAAUGAUUAAGAUGAUUUAUAA